This is a messenger RNA of Leptinotarsa decemlineata (Colorado potato beetle), 4137 nucleotides long. RefSeq lists its product as uncharacterized. Gene Ontology annotation, cellular component: BRCA1-A complex; BRCA1-BARD1 complex. Gene Ontology annotation, biological process: protein K6-linked ubiquitination. NCBI's taxonomy places the organism in Eukaryota, Metazoa, Arthropoda, Insecta, Coleoptera, Chrysomelidae. Gene Ontology annotation, molecular function: ubiquitin-protein transferase activity; protein binding. The record is from RefSeq and is a predicted model, not a curated record.
UGUAUAAGAUAAAGAAACAACUCUGAAAUUUAUAAAUAAAUGACUUAGAAACUCAUCAGUAUUCAGCAUUAAAUGGUAAAGUUAACACAAACUGAAGUAAUUCAACUGGAAAUUUGGGUUGAGUUAGUACACGGUAGUCAAAACUUUGAUUUGAUUUUUUUUCAUAGAAAAUGUGGGGGGGUUUAAUACUUUGUUCAACGUCUAUUUCAGAACCUGAUUUAUUUAGGGCAAAUUUGAUAGUAAGAUUUUUUUUAUUGAAUCUGCACUAAUCCUACAGAACUCUGUACAUUUUUAAAGUGAAGAUAUCCGACAAACACCCAGUCAUAUACUUUAAGUAGAGUUUUUUGACGUUCUUCUGAGGAUUGAUGAAUUGCUUAGAAUCUUUUUUACCGCCUUUAGACCUCAUGUCAUUCUUCUCUUCAUCAUUCUGAAGCAUCUGCAAGAAAAAAAUAUUGGUUUGGGAGGUACAUCUUUGGGUCAAGUGUCUCUACUAUUGAGACUAGUUCAAGUAUCAUCAUGUUAUGUAUUUUCAUUAAAACUAUAUCAGCAAUAUCACUGAAACUGUUUAAUCUCACAACAUAUGAAAUUUAUGCCUUAUAAAUAUGCCAAAUGACUUGAGAAAUCUCUUAUCUCUACAUUACCAAUAUGGUUCACCAAAUGUUUAUACAAACUAAAGUUCACUUCUUGCUCUUAAAUUUCCAUAAACAUGUCUAAACUUGAACUAACAAUUAGGAAGUGUUCGGAAUUUUGUAAUCUAAAAUGGUUUCAACAGGCUAGAAAUGUAUGAAAGAACAACAGAUUUGAACGGAAGAAUUCGGUUGAGUUAGUUGAAAUCAAAGGUGAUGUCAAAAAAAGGAUAAUAAUCAACAGCAAAAUACAUAAGUAUGCUAAUUUGUGGAGAAAACAUUUCAUUUUGACUUGCAAUUAAAAUGAAGUGAUAAAGGACAGCCUCACAAAAACCAAGCAGCCGAAUGUGGACUGAUGUCGGAUGUGAAUGUUUUUUCCUCCAGAUCAUCAAGUGAGCAGGGAUUAUACAUUGUUGUCUUGAAAAAAGUAUCUUUAUUUGUUAAAUAUCCUCAGUUUCCCUUUCGUACCUUGGAACAAUAUUUACGAUUAUUUUUGAUAAGAGCAAAUUGAGCCACUGCAUUGAACAGACUGAAUAUUUAAACUAUUUUUGGAAUUGCAAAUAUUUCCCUUUGUAUUUUUGCAAGAAUUGUGAUAACUUCAUUAAAUAAAUUUAGGAUGGGUAAGUUUUAAAAAUUCUGAAACAUUAGAUAAUUAAGAGAAUAUUUUUAGGGGUAAUUGUCUCCUCUAUUUCUCAAUACAAUAUGUAAAAUUAUAUUGUUAACUACUUGUUUGGGACUCAACAAAUAUUCAAUAGAAGUAUGAAUACUUAGUUGUUAGAAAUUUUCAAAAGUGCCCUACCUCGAAUUCAAACUGAUCUGGGAACUAUUUUUGACAUGUAUGUUUCUUUAAAAUAUUUUUCGACUACAUCGAGACAGACCAAACAGAAACUGAGAAGGUGAGGUUAUGAAUAUGAAUACAGCAUGAAAAUUAAGAACACUCAUGAAAUUUAAACACAUGGAUGACUUGAAUGAAAUUUGAAUAAUUGUUUCAAAUUUUUAAAACCACUUUGUACAGUUUUAUGAAAGACAUGUCCUCAACCUUUCAGUUCCUGAAGAAGAGCCAAAAAAGUCUCGAAAGCUUGAACAGUGAAAAUAGUUCUCAUUUUUUUUUGGCUCUGACCCCUGUACCUGAUUCAACCUUACGCUGUUUCUAUACUUAGCCAGUCGAGCUAACCUCUCCGCUCUAUGUAUAUAGGGGUGAUUGUCAAAACAGUUACAUAUUUUUCGAUGAAAAAUUACAGAUCAGAAAAAUAUUUAGUGCCCUCUAGAUCAUAAAAAAGAAUGUAUGCCCCUGUACUCGCAAGGGAUUCUGUCAAAAUAGAACAAACAAGAGAAUCGUUGUAUUGGUUCCACGUAUCAGCUUAUGGGUGUCGGCAAAAUGUCUAAUAAUUAUCACUAUGAAUAGUGCCUCUGUGAUUCGAGAAUGUGUAAAGAUUAUAACUGUUAACAUUCAAUUUGCCUAUGAAUCUUCCUUUUGGAGAAAACUUUUUUAGAUGUAUCACUAAAAUUCGGGGAAAUUCAUGAAUUGGCAGUUUUUUCGUGCAUUUUCUUCUAUCUUUGCACUUCGAACAUGCAGGCUUUUCUUGACACUGUUCAGUUCCUCUUCUUGUGAAAGAAUUCAAGCAUUGUGAUAAUUUCAACUGGCCAGUUCUCUGUGGAUUUGGAAGGGACAUCCCAAAAUGAAUCAAGCGUGACUGAUUGGUGCCCACACUUCAAUGUUGAUUUCAACUGAUCAAAAGAAAUCAUUCACAAUUUUGGAAUUAUCUAUCAUUGAAAGUGGGCUUUUUGUUAUCCUUCAGUACUCUGCCAGUUUCUGUCCAAAUCGAUUUAGUCUUCACAGUAAUUCUAUUAACAUCCUCUGGUAACCCUUUCAAUAAAUAUUGGAGGAACUCGUGUUGGUCCUAACUCAUGAAUCGGGGGGUAAAUCUUUAGAUUUGUCUCUUUGUGAAGACUGCGUUCAUCACAUUUUUCUGAUAGAGCUCUUCUGACCAAAGUUCUUUGAUCACUUCUGCAAAAGCGUUGAUCAAAGCACCCUUCAUACUAGAAUAUAUUAGUGUUGAUAUCUAAGGGUUUUGACUGAACUUUGCACUACUGGUCUGAUGUUUUCAAUACUGUUGGUGCUGCUCUCCAAUUCUGAGUAAUCUGACGCAGUGAUUCCCCUUGUCACUGGAAUAUGGAAAUAUAGCGGAUCUUAUGUCUUCUGGAGCAGUUGAACAAUUCUACUUGUGAUCAGUGCUUGUGAAAAUUGGCUUGAUAAAUUCUGUCAUAGGUUGAGAAAGAGCAAUUAAUAAUGAUUUAUCCUUAUAAAAAUUGAACUUUGUCUUUUGUUCCCAACUCAUCCAGAUUUGUGUCCAUACUUUUCAUCAACUGUUGAACCUAUCAGCUGUAAACAAUAAAGAAAUUUGUUAUUAAAUGAUGUAUCUUGUCACUGCUAUCAUCUUUACAUAAAUUACUUUUAUAGUGACCGAGUAGUUUUCUGUAUUAUGCAAACUUAUGAAAAAUGAUCUAAUGUGAAUUGGUAUCUGAUGAGGAUUAAGUUUUUUACAUAAAUAAACUGCUGGUAAAGAUUGAAAUUAUUUCCUGAAUUCUCUUAAAUUUUUUGAGAAAUCUUUUCAUAUUUUCACCAUGCAAGUGUUGCAGAUGGGUGUGUCCAAAAUUUGUUAUUUUGUUUAUCUGUUUUUCAUUUUUUAUCAAGAUCAUUUCAACUAUUUUGACAAUCCCUCAUGUGUAUCUGGACAGAUUAAUCCAUGCAUAUAACUGUCAUUUUUUUGUCAUUUUGGAUGUAGUUGAUAGCGAAAUUAUCUCUAGAAAAUUGUGCAAUUUUACCAUAACAAACUUAAUUCCUUAUUCGUCUCAUGGUAGGUAUAGGAAUUAUCAUAUCCUUUCGCAAACAUGUCAUGUGAGUGCAACUGUAAGUGCUCCCACCCGGUGGCUACUCAGUCUCUGGACGAAAUGGAAUUCGAAAGAGGCAUUUGGUAUGCAGCUCAGUAUGGGGAUUUGGAAAGAGUGAUCAAAUUAUUAAGGAACUGCGGUGAUCCAGACAGGAGAGAUUCUUCAGGAUACACUGCUCUUCAUUACGCUUCAAGAAAUGGUCAUUUGACAGUAUGUCAGUUUUUGAUCGAACGAGGGGCUGAUGUCAACGCAACGACCAGAGGAGGGGCAACCUCUUUAUGCAGAGCAGCUUCGGCAGGAAAACGAGAUAUUGUGAAAUACUUAUUGUCCAAGAAAGCGGACCCCUUCAUUCAAGACUCUGAUGGUAAAACGGCUCUCCAUCGAGCAGCUGAAAAUGGCCAUUUGGAAAUAUGUGAGGAUCUCUUGACAGCUGCCCCACUUCUCAAAGAAGUGUCUGAUAACAAAGGCAAUAAAGUUAGAGACCUGAAUUGAAAAUUCAAUAAUUUGAUAUCAAAUAUUGACUCAUUUACCCUUUAUUUCAAUUGAGAAAUUGUACUGUUAUAUACCUUUUUGAAUGUCUUGCACUUCGUAUAUAUUAAAUGCAAUAAUACUUAUCUAC